GCCGCUCACGUUGGAGCUUCAGACAGCAGCUCGGUCUGUCAUUAUCUCCACUCCUCCGCUAGUUCACUUCAGGAAGCCUCCCUACUGUUCAAGUGGACGAGUCAUGGCUUCUUUGCGUGAUCUCCUGACGCUCCUGAUCACGGUCCAGCUCCACCUGUCCAGCACUUCCUCCCUCUCUCCUCACACCGGCGUCAGGAAGAGCGGCGGCUCGGGGAAGCGCCAGGGGGCCGCGUCUCAAUCCCUGGAGGAGGGCACUUCGCUGCUGGGGCUAGGGGAAGCCUGCGGAGUGUACACUCUGGCUUGCGGACGCGGCCUUCGCUGCUUUCCUCCGGAGGGAGACCAAAGCCCGCUGCAGUCUCUGCUUCAGGGGAAAGGAGCGUGCAGGAGCAUCAAGGUCAGCAUCCAGAGGACCACGACCUCAGGCUCUCAGACGCCAGUUACUGAAAGCUUGGAGAAGGGCCCUUGCCGGAAACUGCUGAUGUCGCUGCUCCAGAAGCUCGAGCUCACCGUGAUCCAGACCGAUCGAGACAUUUACAUCCCCAACUGUGACAGGAACGGAUUCUUCAAGAGGAAACAGUGUAUGUCGUCUCGUGGGAUGCAGCGUGGUCAGUGCUGGUGUGUCGACGAGAAAGGGAACAAACUCCAGUCCCGAGGCAGAGACGGUGCCGUCACAUGCAGCGCCUGAGUGCCAGUCAUACGAGAUCAUUAUUAUUAUUAUUAUUAUUAUUAUUAUUAUUAUUCCAUAAUACUGAAACAUGAAGCGACAGCGAAGUGCCAUGCAGUGCUCUGAAUGUGUUGUACGAUUAGCAGAUCCUGUAACGCCCCCUAGUGGCCUUGACCUUAACAUAACUCACUAUAAUCACAGCAUUUGCACAUUGCUCAUAACUCUCUCAAUCUCCUGACAGUUUUAGGAAAGGAUUUAUUUAAGAUUAGUGGUUCGUACAGUGUUGAAUUAUCACUACACCUGCUGAAUUAGCACACUGUAACAAAUUUUAAUAUUAAUAUCUGCUCAGUAAAUGUGUGUGUGUGUGUGUGUGUGUGUGUGUUAAAACACAGCACAAAAACAUUUCAUUAGGUUUAAUUUGAUUAUUUGUGUCUCUCUGGACCUCAGGACUGUAGGCAUUAAUUCAACACUGUAAAACACUAAUUAACACCUAAAGCGCUGAAACGACUCACACAGUAUUUAUAUAAGUUCUGCUCAAUUAACACCUUUUAAUUAAAAUAAUAUACAGUGCCGAAUUAACAUCUGAUGCCUUUAAUUAGAAUAUGCAGUGUUCAAAUAACUAUAAUCACAGUCGAAUUUUUCAAUUUUUUUAUUUAAUUCUGUCUUUUUACCUCAUUUUUUCUCUCUUUCUAUUUUAUCUCAGCAUUUUUAUACUCAUGUCUGUGUUAUACUUCUGUAUUUGAAUCUAUUAUUAUUAUUAUUACUGUUAUCAUUAUUAACUUAAAGUAGCGUUUAGUACAACUGAACACCUCUCCUCACACAUUCUUCAAUAAUAUAUAUAAUGUGCUGUUACUCUACGUUUUCUAUAUGACACAAAUUUUAUUAAAAUAUGUACUGGUAAAUUAAAAUCAACACAUUUAUUUAUUGAACUUUUUCUCUUUUUUAAUUUGUUAUUAUUUAUCAUGAAAUUUACAGGUUUUGGGGCUCAGUUUUGUCACAGCUCAUAAAUCUGUAAUGUUCAUCAUGUCAUUAUUUUUUAUUAUGUUUUGUUCAUAUUUAAAAUCUCUGUAACGAAUGUAAAUAAAGUGUUGCAAUAAGAAUUAAAGUGUGU
Messenger RNA from Pangasianodon hypophthalmus (striped catfish), 1775 nucleotides. RefSeq names its product insulin-like growth factor binding protein 6a (gene igfbp6a). Gene Ontology annotation, biological process: regulation of insulin-like growth factor receptor signaling pathway. The record is from RefSeq and is a predicted model, not a curated record. The transcript is spliced from 4 exons. Gene Ontology annotation, cellular component: extracellular region. The coding region runs from base 104 to 685 and encodes 193 amino acids. Gene Ontology annotation, molecular function: fibronectin binding; insulin-like growth factor I binding; insulin-like growth factor II binding. Lineage: Eukaryota; Metazoa; Chordata; Actinopteri; Siluriformes; Pangasiidae.